GGUGUCAGUGCCGUCAGGCUCUUUCCUCUCUCCGGACAUUUGCUGCUGUCUUGCUCCAUGGACUGUAAAAUUAAGCUAUGGGAAGUUUAUGGAGACCGGCGCUGUCUGAGAACAUUUAUUGGUCACAGUAAAGCCGUGAGAGACAUUUGCUUCAACACUGCGGGGACACAGUUCCUCAGUGCGGCCUACGACAGGUACCUGAAACUCUGGGACACCGAGACAGGACAGUGUAUAUCAAGAUUUACAAACCGCAAAGUACCCUACUGUGUCAAGUUCAAUCCCGAUGAAGAUAAGCAAAAUCUCUUUGUGGCAGGAAUGUCUGAUAAAAAGAUCGUCCAGUGGGACAUUCGCAGUGGAGAGAUUGUUCAGGAGUACGACCGGCAUCUGGGGGCUGUCAACACGAUUGUCUUUGUUGAUGAAAACCGGAGAUUUGUGAGCACAUCUGAUGAUAAAAGCCUGCGAGUGUGGGAAUGGGACAUCCCUGUGGACUUCAAGUACAUAGCAGAGCCCAGCAUGCACUCCAUGCCCGCAGUGACCUUGUCUCCAAACGGAAAAUGGCUAGCAUGCCAGUCGAUGGAUAACCAAAUCUUAAUUUUUGGAGCACAGAACAGAUUCAGAUUAAAUAAGAAGAAAAUUUUUAAGGGCCACAUGGUAGCAGGCUAUGCUUGUCAGGUAGACUUCUCACCAGACAUGAGCUAUGUGAUUUCAGGAGAUGGAAAUGGGAAAUUAAACAUUUGGGACUGGAAGACCACAAAACUCUACAGUCGCUUUAAAGCCCAUGAUAAAGUGUGCAUAGGUGCAGUGUGGCACCCUCAUGAAACAUCCAAGGUCAUCACGUGUGGUUGGGAUGGCCUCAUUAAGUUGUGGGAUUAAUGGGAUUAGUCCUUUCACUGUCUGGGAUCAUUUUUGAUCCAGUGUCAUAUUUAACUAUUUAAUUAUUAAAAUGUGUUGGAUGACAGCUUGAUUUAUAGGUAAUCUUUUCUUAUAUGGCCUUAUGAAGUUGGCCUGUUGUUUUUAAGAGCUUUGUAAAUUUGCCUCAGAUAAGUUCAAUAGCAGCUUCACUUUGUUCUUUAUAGAUGUUAUUUAUAUGGAGAAUGACAACUGAUUAUAUUUGACAAGUAGUUACUGUUGGCAGGCAGUUGCGUUUGUCCCUAUGAUGUCACUAAAAGGAUCAUUUUGUAGUCAAGAAAAAAAAUGCCUAUUGGAUAUGGGAUCCCAUGGGAAAUGAUGUAGCUAACAACUCAGAAAGGUACCAGACACUCAGCAACCCAACCCGUCCACCGGGACGGCAGGAACAAACGGACACUCAGCAACCCAACCCGUCCACCAGGACAGCAGGAGCAAACGGACACUCAGCAACCCGUCCACCAGGAUGGCAGGAGCAAACGGACACUCAGCAACCCAUCCACCAGGAUGGCAGGAGCAAACGGACACUCAGCAACCCGUCCACCAGGACGGCAGGAGCAAACGGACACUCAGCAACCCGUCCACCGGGACGGCAGGAACAAACAGACACUCAGCAACCCGUCCACCAGGAUGGCAGGAGCAAACGGACACUCAGCAACCCGUCCACCAGGACGGCAGGAACAAAGGCAGAACCACCUUUAAUUCCCGCUCAUUGAAUCAAGUUCUCUUCUUCUUCAAGUUCCAUUAUUUUUUAUGGCCUGUGUUGUUUAUUUUUACUUGUAAAUUAGUGACUUUCAUUGGCUGCUGCUUUCCUCUAACUAUGAAGCAAUGUAAAAUUAAAAGGCAGUCUGCAGUUCCUUUCUUGACUCUUCCUGAUCACCAGAGACAGGACUGUGUAGAAAGUGAGGUUGUCUCUGACGCUGGAGCCACGGCUUUGGAUGUUACGCGCAAUCACUGUCUGGAAGGCCCUCCGCACGCUCAGAAAUCAGGGUCUCAG
Messenger RNA from Arvicanthis niloticus (Nile rat), 1903 nucleotides. RefSeq names its product pre-mRNA-processing factor 17-like. The record is from RefSeq and is a predicted model, not a curated record. Gene Ontology annotation, cellular component: catalytic step 2 spliceosome. Lineage: Eukaryota; Metazoa; Chordata; Mammalia; Rodentia; Muridae. Gene Ontology annotation, molecular function: protein binding; mRNA binding. Gene Ontology annotation, biological process: mRNA splicing, via spliceosome.